ACCCCCCAAUUUCAUUUCGUGCGCAAUUGAAUUUCAAUUUCCCCUAGACUUAUUAAUAUCUCCGCCUUUCACCUUAUCAAGCCCUCCCUCACAAUUCACACCUUCCCUUUCUCUCUCUCUUUCCUUUUAACUUAAUUUUAUUUUUAAAUAUAUAUAUAUUUCCCUUUCUCUAUCAAACCCUAACCCUAACUCACCAAACAGGAUUCGUCAUGAAGGGAGGUAAAUCGAAGGCUGAUGCCAAGAACAGCAAGCUCUCCGUGAACAAGAAGCCUGUCAAGGCUACUAAGAAAGCGGGUAAGGCAGCCAAGGACCCUAACAAACCUAAGAGGCCGGCUAGUGCUUUCUUUGUUUUCAUGGAGGAGUUCAGAGAGCAGUACAAGAAGGAGCAUCCUAAAAACAAAUCUGUUGCCGCUGUCGGCAAAGCUGGUGGAGACAGAUGGAAAUCAAUGUCUGAAUCUGAGAAGGCACCUUUUGUUGCUAAGGCUGAGAAGCGUAAGAUUGAGUAUGAGAAGAAGUUGAAAGCCUAUAACAAGGGACAGGCUGAAGGACCCAAGGAAGAAGAGGAGUCUGAGAAGUCAAUGUCUGAGGUGAAUGAUGAGGAGGAAGAUGAUGAAGAGGGCAGUGCGGAGGAGGAUGACGACGAGUAGGAAGUUGGCAAGGAAAAUAGCAUAGUCAUGUAGGGCUGUGACAAUGUUGGAACAACAACUCAUGUUAAUGGUUGGGAUAUUUGCCUGUUAUUUUUUUUGUUACUUUCGUCUUCUAAAGAGAAGGAUAGGAUGUCUCCUGCUCCCUCUUAUUUUCUCCUUCUCUGUUAUGGGAAAAAAUAUUAAUAGUUGUAGAAGGGAUAUUGCUUCUGUGUACUCUUGCACCAAAAUUAAUGAUUUAGCUAAGUGGUUAUCUUUUGUAGAGAA
This is a messenger RNA of Ricinus communis (castor bean), 911 nucleotides long. Its product is annotated as high mobility group B protein 3. The record is from RefSeq and is a predicted model, not a curated record. Lineage: Eukaryota; Viridiplantae; Streptophyta; Magnoliopsida; Malpighiales; Euphorbiaceae. The transcript has 8 exons. The coding region runs from base 210 to 647 and encodes 145 amino acids.